GUGGAGGUGUCCUCGGCUGUGCCGCCUUCCGCCGCCGGGCUGCGCUGCCAGAGCCGGGACGCGCCUCCGCGCUCCUCGCCGCCUCCACCCCGCGGGCGCCGCUCGCCUCGCCGCCGGCGCGGACAGCAUGACGAAGAAAGAGAAGAAGUCUUUCAGCCAGUGCAUGGCCGAGUGGAAGCUCUUCGUCUACAACCCGACCACCCGGGAGUUCUUGGGGCGCACCACCAAGAGCUGGGGUUUGAUCUUGCUUUUCUACCUAGUCUUUUAUGGGUUCCUGGCUGCACUCUUCUCGUUCACAAUGUGGGCUAUGCUUCAGACUCUGAACGAUGAGGUUCCAAAAUACCGGGACCAGAUUCCUAGUCCAGGACUUAUGGUUUUUCCAAAACCAGUGACUGCGUUGGAAUAUUCAUUCAGUGUGUCUGAUCCUGAGUCCUAUAAAGGAUAUGUAGAAGAUCUCAAGAAGUUUCUAAAGUCAUACGAUUUAGAAGAACAGAAGAAUCUCACAGUCUGUCCCGAUGGAGCCAUUUUUGAACAGAAGGGUCCGACUUACGCUGCAUGCCAGUUUCCUCUUGUCUCGCUGAAAGCAUGCAGUGGUGUGGAUGAUCCCACGUUCGGCUACUCCACAGGGAACCCUUGUGUUCUUGUGAAGAUGAACAGAAUAAUUGGAUUGAAGCCUCAAGGAGAACCGAGGAUAGAAUGUAGUUCGAAGGGUGAACAAGCCAUUCUAUCAACUUAUCCAUCUAAUGGAACUAUAGACUUAAAAUAUUUUCCAUAUUAUGGGAAAAAACUGCACGCGAGGUAUCUGCAGCCAUUAGUUGCUGUCCAGGUGGCCUUUAAUGCUACCACUGCUGGGAAGGAAGUAACAGUCCAGUGCAAGAUUGAUGGAUCACCCAACCUAAAAAACCAGGAUGAUCGAGACAAGUUUUUAGGACGAGUUGUGUUCAAAAUCACAAUGCGUGCAUAGUAGGAGUUAGGGUAUCUCCACAGAGUAAAUGUUGUGUUGUCUGUCUUCAUUUUGUAUCAGCUGGACCUGCCAUUCUAGAAUUAUGAGACCACCUUGGAGAAAGGUGCGGUGAUACAUGACACUGGGCUAACAUCAUGUGCUUCCAGAUUAUAGUGUUCAGUGUCCUCGGAAGCAACUCCCUAUUGCCGCUGCUGCCUUCGAACCAGCGUACCGUUCCAGAUAGGGACCGAGAACACCUGAUGCUCAUCGUGUAGAACAGGGGGGUCUUGUCCUAUUUCUUUGUGGUUUUAUUCCCGAGCGUCUAAAGCUUAAUGUGCUGUGCUAUGUAAAUAUUUUAUAGAUUUAACACUGGUUAACUGUCAUAUUUUGAUGCCAGCAAAGUUUUAGGGCUAAAAUGGUACCUGACCAACAUCAAGUGACUUUAUAGCUGUGAGAAAUGUGGAGUGGAGAAGUUCUGUAUGUGAGGAGGAAAAAAGAAAAUAAAAGUGGAUUUGAAAUGUC
Molecule: messenger RNA, 1465 nt
Organism: Diceros bicornis minor
Lineage: Eukaryota; Metazoa; Chordata; Mammalia; Perissodactyla; Rhinocerotidae
Gene: ATP1B3
Product: ATPase Na+/K+ transporting subunit beta 3
Exons: 7
Coding region: 128-964 (278 amino acids)
Biological process (GO): intracellular potassium ion homeostasis; intracellular sodium ion homeostasis; potassium ion import across plasma membrane
Cellular component (GO): sodium:potassium-exchanging ATPase complex
Molecular function (GO): ATPase activator activity
Source: RefSeq, a predicted model, not a curated record